AGUAAAGUAUUUUGUUUGGACCAAGUAAAAUCAGAAUAUGUCGCAACCAAAGCCAAAUAAGCCGCUGGUUUUGAACGACCUGCUGUUGCAGAAUGUGAACACCUGGGGCAAUGUGCAGUACAACAUCCCGUUACGACUGUCGAGCAAUGAGACGAGGACGUCGACAAGCAUCGGUCAUAGAGAGAUUCCUGCUAUCCCUCAUAGCUUGGAUUGUAAAAUCGACGAUCCUUUGCCGAAACGCGUGACCGGCCGAGACAUGGUUGUGGAAAAGGAGUCCUACCGCACUACCACAGGGGAAUACUGCGUGAAACCCAACCCCAACAAAGCCAUGGAGAGAGCUGAUUGUGGAAUCAAUUGCCGCAGAGUUAUUUACAUGACUGGUGUGGAGAAAAGGUUACAAGGCCAGAACAUCGUACAACCGACCAUCAUAUCGGAGAUGAAGGACUCGUACAGAGGAGUGAAGAGGACGCCUACAGCGCCGCCGGAGAUAACAGUGAAAGCUCCCGAUCCUGAAUAUAUCUUCGAUGUUGUUGCAGCUGGAAGAAAUGAAGCCCCAGUAAUACCGGGAAACGCCGCAGGGUUCCGUAGACUUCUUGAUCCUUACGUCACCACUAACAGAGCAUAUCACAAACCCUUCUCAGUUGAAGACCAGUAUGGAAUUGGUGCCAAAGAUCAAAUAACAUUUUAUUCAGAGUUCAAUGUGCCAAAAGUUCGUGGUUUUGGUCCUCGUUAUAAAGAGAUCUGGAUGCCACUGACAGCGAAGGUCCACAGAGCUGUUUAUGACAGAAUACAUGUUAAGAGAGAAUGCAAGGAAGUUGCAGCCAGUCACAACCCCGUCAAUAAUAUAAAAGGAGUCUUUGAGUCCGAAAUGAAGAAGAAAUACAGGGUUCCCUUUGCGUCGUCACCUUUAGCAUCUUGGGGCCAUGGAGAGAUGUUCGACCUGGCACCGUUCCCACCCAACCCUUACCAGACAAACAUUGCGCCGUUUAUGUAUUGCAGCGACUACUGCCAUAUUGCUCAAGGGACUCCGCCCUACACUGUAAUAGACCAGCUAAAGCAUGAUAGGAAAGCACAUGUGCCACCUACAAACCAAUAUAUUGUAUCCAGGGAUUUCGUUGUAUGAUCAACUUUGGACUUCAUAUCUUACAUUAAAUUAAAACAAAUGAAAGCUUUCGAUGAGUUUUCUUUAUGGACAAGGAAGACAUACGAGCGUACGGGUCACCUGGUGUUAAAUGAUCACCGCCGCCCACAUUCUCUUGCAACACCAGAGGAAUCACAAGAGCGUUGUCGGCCUUUAAGGAAGGUGUUUUUUCUUUUCAAAAGAAAUAGCUUGGUCCAACAAUAAAAUGUCAGAAAUUAUUUAGGAUUAUUAUAACCUGUGUUUUUUAUAUAAGAG
Leptidea sinapis is the source of this 1396-nucleotide messenger RNA. RefSeq lists its product as uncharacterized. The coding region runs from base 38 to 1123 and encodes 361 amino acids. The record is from RefSeq and is a predicted model, not a curated record. The transcript has 6 exons. Lineage: Eukaryota; Metazoa; Arthropoda; Insecta; Lepidoptera; Pieridae.